CCUCUUCCGCCGCACGUGACCUGCCCUCUUCCGCCGCACGUGAACUGCAGUGAAUGGCGAACGUGUUGCCCUCCUACUAGUACAUACCUUCUCCUUCAAUCUGUUUAGCCAUAUGGUUAUUGCAAGUGACAUCAUGGAGCUAACGGAGGAGGACGAGAUGUUCAGCGAGGAUUCAGAAGACGAACACAGCGAAAUGACAGACAAUGUGCUCCAAGAAGCUUUCGCAAAAGGCUUGUUGAAGCCCGGAAUGAACGUGAUGGUGGAUAAACCCCAUAAGUUCAUCAACAAUGUGGCGGGCAUGAAACAGUGUUUGGCUGACUUGAAGAAAGACCUCCCCUGGGUGGAGAGGUUGGACCUCACUAACCCGCCGGUUGAGGAUGUCAUCUCUAAGCUUGGAGGGAAUAUGCAAAGCGGCAGCAUUGGAGAAGUCAAUGCAGAUGACGAUUUUCAGAGGGAGAUGUUCUUCUACCGCCAAGCGCAAGCCACAGUUCUUGAAGCGCUGCCUCUUUUGAACAAGCACGGCAUUCCCACCAAGAGGCCAGAUGACUACUUUGCUGAGAUGGCCAAGUCUGAUCAACAAAUGCAAAAGAUCAGGAAGAAGCUGCUUUCAAAACAGGCAGCAAUAGAGAAGUCCGAGAAGGCAAAGAAGCUACGCGAGCAAAGGAAAUUUGGCAAAAAGGUGCAAGUUGAGGUGAUCCAGAAGAGACAGAAGGCGAAGAAGGCAAUGAUGACUGCUGUCAAGAAAUACCAGAAAGGAAUGACUGACAAGUUGGAUUUCUUGGAAGGAGACCAAAAGGCAAAUACUUCUCAGAGUUCCAAGAAGGCCGUGAACAACAAAGGCCCGAGCGCCAAGAAAAAAUUUAAGGACCAGAAGUUUGGCUUUGGGGGCAAGAAGAGUGGAAAGAAGUGGAACACAAAGGAAAGCCACAAUGACGUUUCCAGCUUCCGCGCUCGAGUGGCCAAUGCCAAGGGUCCGAGAGGAAAGAAAGGCAAAGGAGGCAAACAAAAUAAACGUCCAGGGAAGUCUGCACGUAGAAAGAUGAAGUCUCGCUCGUGAAACACCUCGUGGCUCUUCAGCAGGACUUCAGCUUGAGCUCUAAGUGGAUUUCCUAACAUCUAAGACUUCUUUUUGACAUUUCGCUCAAACGGCCCUCCGUCCAAUUGGGAGUGGUUUAGGAGGAACAUGGCCUAAUCCGCAGGCCGCAUCGAGGAAGGAAGACUUUAAAACCACAUGAUUUCAAUUCUUUAGUUUGAUUUUUUACACCAACUGAGUUGUAUAGGUUAGAAUGGCGGACAAGAUUUUGAAAUGAUUUCUAUCGGUCUUAUCACAUCUACCGGUUUGGUAGUUUCAUUUUGAAAAGCGCAGGACAGACUCUUGGUGCUUGGUGAUGUCUGAGCUGUGUCGGAAGAAAUUAAAUCUGUUGUCUGUG
Syngnathus typhle (broad-nosed pipefish) is the source of this 1430-nucleotide messenger RNA. RefSeq names its product EBNA1 binding protein 2 (gene ebna1bp2). Bases 113 to 1057 code for a protein of 314 amino acids. The transcript is spliced from 9 exons. The record is from RefSeq and is a predicted model, not a curated record. Lineage: Eukaryota; Metazoa; Chordata; Actinopteri; Syngnathiformes; Syngnathidae. Gene Ontology annotation, biological process: ribosomal large subunit biogenesis; rRNA processing. Gene Ontology annotation, cellular component: nuclear periphery; preribosome, large subunit precursor; nucleolus.